Messenger RNA from Aspergillus luchuensis, 627 nucleotides. Its product is annotated as peptidyl-tRNA hydrolase domain protein. Bases 1 to 627 code for a protein of 208 amino acids. Gene Ontology annotation, biological process: mitochondrial translational termination. The record is from RefSeq and is a predicted model, not a curated record. Gene Ontology annotation, molecular function: translation release factor activity. NCBI's taxonomy places the organism in Eukaryota, Fungi, Ascomycota, Eurotiomycetes, Eurotiales, Aspergillaceae. Gene Ontology annotation, cellular component: mitochondrial large ribosomal subunit. The transcript is spliced from 3 exons.
AUGGCACAUGCCCGGCUUUCUCUCCCCCGUAAUUUUCACCGCGUUUCCCUCGCUUGCUAUUAUCCCCCUUCGUCCCGCCCCACCGUCGCGACACGAACCUUUGCGUCCAGGCGAGCCGCCGCCAUCUCGACUCCCUCGGGCCUAGAUUCGGACCACCACCUGACGGCGGCUAGGGAAUGGGUCGCUAGGCUCAAUUCAAAGGCUAUCACCAUCCCGCGUGACAUCUGCGAGAUUUCCUUUAGUCGUUCUAGUGGCCCUGGAGGUCAAAACGUGAACAAGGUGAACUCGAAAGCCACAUUACGAGUCCCCCUCAAAUCGUUACUGCCUUUCGUCCCCCAACUUCUACAUGCCCCGCUGCAAGCGUCUCGAUACGUCGCGGCGAAAUCCCAGUUUCUGGUCAUUCAAUCGGAUGAGUCGCGCAGACAGACCGCCAAUGUGGAGGCUUGCUACGAUAAGCUCCACCAGCUCCUCAAGAGCAUAGCAGAGGACACGAUUCCCGGAGAGACUUCGCAAGAACAACGUGACAAGGUACAAAAACUAAAGAAAGCUGCAAACGAAGCCCGCAUCAAGUCGAAGAAAAUGCACAGCAGCAAAAAGAGCAGCCGCCGGGGUAGUUAUGACGACUAA